Messenger RNA from Sphaeramia orbicularis (orbiculate cardinalfish), 1740 nucleotides. It is a transcript of the gene cfap45, whose product is annotated as cilia and flagella associated protein 45. The transcript has 12 exons. Lineage: Eukaryota; Metazoa; Chordata; Actinopteri; Kurtiformes; Apogonidae. Bases 58 to 1662 code for a protein of 534 amino acids. The record is from RefSeq and is a predicted model, not a curated record.
UUAUACUUACUGAAAUAAACAAUACAGUACUGCCCUUGACACUGAUAUCCGAAGAAUAUGAGAGUCGGAUCCACUUCCACGAGUUCACGAAGCAGCUCCCAUAGUCGUCGGUACCGCACGCUGGCCCCCUCCUCUCAGGUGGAUGAGACCCUGUUUGGGACCCCCAAACCGAAACCAUCAGGCUCUGUCAAACAUGGCAGCACAACACCCAAAGCCAAGGAUCAGCCCCAGAGGACCCAACAAGGAGAGACACUUCAAAUUAUCACCAAGGACCUCAUUCGUAAUCUCAGGAUCCCACAGGAGGAUCCAUCUGGAAAGUCUGUCAUUCUCACACCAGCUGAGUUUGAGCAGAUCAACUCAAGGUCUCGGGUUCUCACCAAGGAGGAGAUACAGGCCAUGAAGGAGGCUUCUCUAAAAAAGAGACAAGAAGAAAUGAAAGCAGCCCAGGAAAGAAACCGACAAAUUUUUCAGCUGGACCUAUCCCAUACGGAAAACCAUACCCUGAGUGAAAUAGAGAUAGAGGCCCAGGAACGUGCGAUGCGUUUGCGGGAACGGGCCAAUGCCCUCAGGAUGGAGCAAGAGGAUGAGAUCAAAAAGCUUAACAUGCUGAUUCUGGGUGCUCAGUGUCAAGCCACACGUGAUGCUCAGAUCCAGGAGAAGAAACAAAUCCAAGCUGAAUUGUUGGAUGAGGAAAGGCGGCUGGAUGCCAUGAUGGAGGUGGAUCGUCGCAAAGCCUUGGAGACUAUGGAGAAAAUUGAGGAACUGCGCAAAAAACAGAGAAUCAGUGGAAUGCAACAAAUUUAUGAACAAAUCCAGCAGCGCUGGGAAGAGACACAAGUACAAGAUGAGAUGAAAGAGAUGGAGAAACAGCAUGUCCGAAAUGAACAGGAGAGGAUGAACAUGGAGGACCUCCAGGCCUUGUUGAAGAAAAAAGAGGAGCAGCGGCGUCUGCAGGAGGAAGUCAGACGUAUCAAUGCUGAGACAGUGCGGGCAAAAGAGCAGAAGAAAGAAGAGGAGAAGCUGAAUGAUCUGAGAAACCUGGAAUACAUCAAAAAGAAAAUGGAACAAGAAGCUGAAUAUGAAGCAGAACAGAGACGAAUCAAGAAGGAGAAGGAGUUGGAGAUAGCCAGAAUGAGGGCCCGACAAGAGAAAGCAAGAGACUAUCAGGCAGAGCAGGAUGAGCUCCGGGCUCGGAGAAACCAAGAAAUUACAGACAGAGAAUGGAGGAGGAAAGAAAAAGAGCUGGCUGUGAAGAAAGCGCAGGAGGAAGCAAUGCUGAAGGCAGCUCGAUUGGAGCAGAUUCAGUCCAAAGAGCACUGCCUGUCAAUCGAGGCAGGACGAGAGAAGGCUGAGUUUGAGAGGGUGCUGAAGGUCCAACAGGAAGCGAUCAUCAAACAGAAGGAGGAGGAGGAGAAGCAGCAUCAGAGGGCGCUCCACCAUGCUGAGGCCAUCCGGCAGCAGGUGAAAGAACGUGAACUCACAGCCAUCGCCAACCGCCGAGAGAUAUUCAAGGAGGCUGAUCGGCUGAAAGAAGAAGCCCGGCAAAGACGUAUGCGCAUUGCUGAGAUCAAAGAGAAGAAGCUGAGGGAUCUGAGGGCGACUGGACUCUCUGAAAUACACUGCAGUGAGGUGGAAAGGAAGGCCCGGGCCAGCCUGCACUGAUCUGAUUCAUACCAACACUUACAGCAGCUCUGGCAAAACAAUGAAAACAAUUCUUACACUUCAGCAUUUAAAUAUAAC